GCCCUGGCUCCUGCCUGCCUUUCCCCUCACUGGACUGUUAGAAAGUGGACACUGUGUGCAGCCCCGGCCAAGGCUGAGGGUGGGCCUGGCUCCUUCUCCCACUUUGUUGGGCUCUCCUGCAUCAGGCAGGCCGAGGCUCUCUCCUACCCCAACCCUGCCCCGGAGCUUGAGAAGCUCAGGUGGCCCAGAGCAAAUCUCUGCUGCUCUGCCUUUAUCUUCCCCAGCCGGCCCCAUCUCUGGUAGACUUUUCUGGAAUGGAAGGGCUCUGGCUGCCCCAGGACCCACCCCGGGGACUCAGUAGUCUGUGUAGUCUCAGGACAAGCCCUGCCCCACUCACCUCAUUGAAACCCCACCCUAUUUUCUUUGAAGGAACAUUACUAAGUCUCAAGGGCUAGUAUCCCUGAGGAGCCGGUCCUGGCUGAAAUGUGCUGCCGCCGCCCCCUCACCCCCAGCUGCCACAUCUAACACCCUCGAUGCUUGUGUGUGUGGGUGGACAGAAAUGGUGUGAGGGUCCAAGGAGAGCCCAGGGCCCUUGCCCACUUCCCAUGCCUGUAUCUAAUAUAUAAAUAUAGAGAUAUGUAUACAGAUGACACUGGCUCUGUCUGUGUAUGCCGAUUCCGACCCUAACAUUGGCUUAAGGACUGACCUCUGUAGUCCAGCUGCUUCCCAGCUGUGGCCUCACGUAAUCCUGGUGAUCUUUAGCUCUAGCUGGACAGCGUUGAGGAUGGGGUAUAAGGAGCUGUAGCUCCUGGAAGGAAUGGGGUCAGUUUUCCCCCCUAGGCACUGUGCCCUUCUUUGAUUACUUGUUUGGCUGAGUGGGUGAUUCAGGAGUGACUCAAGGGCACCCAGCACCCCCCCUCAGAUUCCUUGGAAAUGGCAUGGGGUGAUGUGCUGUGUACCCUGGCCACGGCACCCAUGGGAAGGGGAAAGAUCCAGUCGGGAGGGAUAUUUUAUUCUCCCUGCCCCAACAUACACACUAGUGUGGGGGGUGCUGGGUCUCUGAAAUGUUAGGGAAUAGGAAGGUCAGGGCUGCCUGCCUUGAUUCCUGCCUCUGCCCCCUCUGAGCCCUGCAGCCUGGCCACAGGCCAGCAGCAUAGUAGCAGGCUCAGCAAGUCCCAGGGGCGUGGUACCAGCCAGUGGUGGAGCCAGCCUACACCAGCCAGGCCGGCAGCAGCAAGACUGCACAGUCCACUGGCACACUGGGCUUGUGGCACAGGACCCAGGAUAGGGAGUGCGGACAUGAGCACCCUGCUCUACUAUGCCCUGCCUGCCCUGGGCAGCUAUGUCAUACUCUCCAUCUUCUUCCUGCGCCGGCCUCGCCUGCUGCAUACACCUUGGACUCCAGUCUUCCGUCCUCGCCUGGCAGCCCACCGGGGAGGGUCUGGAGAGCGACUGGAGAACACCAUGGAGGCCAUAAUGAACUCCAUGGCUCAGGGAGCUGAGCUCUUGGAACUAGACUGCCAGCUGACCCGGGAUGGCGUGGUAGUGGUGUCACAUGACAAGAACCUGUCCCGCCAGUCAGGUCUGAAUAAGGACGUGAGCAGCCUGGACUUUGAGGAGCUGCCCUUAUACAAGGAAGAGCUGGAGGUUUACUUCUCACCAGGCCACUUUGCCCACGGGUCAGACCGGCACAUGGUGCGCCUGGAGGACCUGUUCCAGAGGUUCCCACAGAUGCCCAUGAGUGUGGAGGUCAAGUCAAACAAUGAGGAACUCAUUCACAAGAUAGCAGACCUGGUAAGGCACUUUGAUCGCAGUGAGAUCACCAUCUGGGCCUCAGAGAAGAGCUCAGUCAUGAAGAAGUGCAAGGCCGCUAACCCAGAGAUGCCACUGUCCUUCACAAUAUCCCGGUCAUUGUGGGUGCUGCUGCUGUAUUACCUGGGGCUGCUGCCCUUCAUCCGCAUCCCUGAGAAGUUCUUCUUGUGCUUCCUGCCCACCAUCAUCAACAGGACCUACUUUCCAUUUUCCUGCUCUGGUCUGAACCGGCUGGCAGCUGUGGUUACAAAAUGGGCCAUCAUGAGGAAAAGUCUGAUCCAACAUUUGGAGGAGCGAGGGGUGCAGGUAAUAUUUUGGUGCCUUAAUGAAGAGUCAGAUUUUGAAGUGGCCUUCAACCUGGGAGCUACUGGUGUCAUGACUGAUUAUCCGACAGCCCUGAGGCACUACCUGGAUACCCAUGAACUAAUGACCCAGCCCUCUUAAGUCUGAGACCUUCUCUGUUUUUCUUCCACAAAAAUAAAUAUUUUCUUUUCAGUCA
Cavia porcellus (domestic guinea pig) is the source of this 2251-nucleotide messenger RNA. RefSeq names its product glycerophosphodiester phosphodiesterase domain containing 3 (gene Gdpd3). The transcript is spliced from 10 exons. Gene Ontology annotation, molecular function: phosphatidylcholine lysophospholipase A1 activity; phosphoric diester hydrolase activity. Gene Ontology annotation, biological process: glycerophospholipid catabolic process. The coding region runs from base 1240 to 2196 and encodes 318 amino acids. Gene Ontology annotation, cellular component: endoplasmic reticulum membrane. The record is from RefSeq and is a predicted model, not a curated record. NCBI's taxonomy places the organism in Eukaryota, Metazoa, Chordata, Mammalia, Rodentia, Caviidae.